Molecule: messenger RNA, 472 nt
Organism: Bactrocera tryoni
Lineage: Eukaryota; Metazoa; Arthropoda; Insecta; Diptera; Tephritidae
Gene: NdufV3
Exons: 1
Coding region: 92-394 (100 amino acids)
Cellular component (GO): mitochondrion
Source: RefSeq, a predicted model, not a curated record
AUUCUGUCAUUUAUCAGCUGUGAUUACGUGAUUCGCAGGGGCAAAGUGAGAUUGUUUUCUGGUUCGCAAAAAUUAAUAGUAAAUAUUAAAUAUGUUCCACCGAACGCGUUCAUUGAGUACUAUUGUACGUCGAGGCUACAACCAAGCAGCACAGGAUAUGGCUGGAGUAAAACCUCCAAAAGGACCAGGUGGUAGUGAUGGUGUUAAUACCAAUGUGCCAGGACUAAGCAGCAACAUCGUCAAACCAGCUUCCGGUCCACUCGGUCCCGGUGCUUCUCCGACUGGUGAAUAUAAAGUCCCGGAAUACUAUUCCUUCAACCGCUUCAGUUACGCCGAAGCAGAGGUGGAAAUAGCCAAAUAUCGCUUACCACAACCUUCCGCACAUCGAAAGUAAUCAGCAAAAUAAAUUUGAAUAGAACAGUGUGAGAAAAAUAACUAAUAUUAAUAAUCAAAAUAAAUAAUACCACAAUUA